This is a messenger RNA of Suncus etruscus (white-toothed pygmy shrew), 1671 nucleotides long. It is a transcript of the gene KPTN, whose product is annotated as kaptin, actin binding protein. The coding region runs from base 85 to 1365 and encodes 426 amino acids. The record is from RefSeq and is a predicted model, not a curated record. The transcript is spliced from 12 exons. Gene Ontology annotation, biological process: cellular response to amino acid starvation; actin filament organization; negative regulation of TORC1 signaling. Gene Ontology annotation, cellular component: lamellipodium; KICSTOR complex; actin cytoskeleton. NCBI's taxonomy places the organism in Eukaryota, Metazoa, Chordata, Mammalia, Eulipotyphla, Soricidae. Gene Ontology annotation, molecular function: actin filament binding.
CGGCCUCCCGAGUCGCUUCGGGAGCCUUGAGCGGGGCGAGCCGCGGUCGGGGGCCUUACGGGGGUGCGUGGUGAAUGGGGCGUGAUGGGGGAGGCCGUGGUGGCCGCGGAGCCUUGCCCGCUGCGCGAGGACAGCUUCACGCGCUUCUCGUCGCAGAGCAACGUGUACGGCCUGGCGGGCGGCGCGGGCGGGCGCGGGGAACUGCUGGCCGCCACGCUUAAAGGCAAGGUGCUGGGCUUCCGCUACCAAGACCUCCGACAGAAAAUCCGGCCUGUGGCCAAGGAGCUACAGUUCAACUACAUUCCCGUGGAUGCCGAGAUUGUCUCCAUCGACACCUUCAACAAGUCACCCCCAAAGCGGGGUCUGGUUGUGGGGAUCACCUUCAUCAAGGAUUCUGGGGAUAAGGGCAGCCCCUUCCUUAACAUUUACUGCGACUACGAGCCUGGUUCUGAGUACAACCUAGACUCCAUUGCCCAGAGCUGCCUGAACUUGGAGCUGCAGUUCACGCCAUUCCAGCUGUGCCACGCAGAGGUCCAGGUUGGGGACCAGCUGGAGACUGUAUUUCUUCUGAGUGGGAAUGACCCGGCCAUUCAUCUUUACAAGGAGAAUGAGGGACUGCAUCAGUUUGAGGAACAGCCCGUGGAAAAACUCUUCCCAGAGCUCACGAACCUGACCAGUAGUGUCCUCUGGCUUGAUGUGCACAACCUCCCGGGCACCUCGCGGAGGCUGUCAGCGCUGGGCUGUCAGAGCGGCUACGUGCGUGUGGCCCACGUGGAUCAGCAGACUCGAGAGAUUUUGCACACCUGGACGGUCCUGCAGGAUGGCCCCAUCUCCCGGGUGAUCAUCUUCAGCCUCUCGGCCCCCAAGGGGAGUAAGGAAGAGCCACAGCAAGAAGAGCACAGUGUGUUGGUGGCCAGUAUGUUGGAGCCGGCCGUCGUCUACCGUGACCUGCUGAGCCAGGGCCUGGAAGAUCAGCUGCUUCUGCCCGGCAGCGACCAGUUUGACAGCGUCCUCUGUGGCUUGGUCACCGACGUGGACCUGGAUGGGCGGCCAGAAGUCCUGGUAGCCACCUAUGGUCAGGAGCUGCUGUGUUACAAGUACUGGGGUCCAGAGUCGGUGCUCCCCGAAGGCGAGAGGGGUUUCCGCCUGCUGUGGCGGCGCAGCUUCCCCAGUCCGCUGCUGGCGCUGGCCCAUAUCGACCUGACUGGGGAUGGACUGCGAGAGCUCGCAGUGGUCUCCCUGAAGGGCCUGCACGUGCUGCAGCACAGCCUGACCCAGGCCUCAGAGCUGGCCCUGAGUCGACUCCAGCAGGAAGUGGAGCAGCGGAGACAGAAGUCACAGCAGCAGGAGGACAGAGAGGGCUAAGGGGAGCCUGACCCCCUGAACUGGGCUCUUCCUUGGGGGCUCCAUGUCCAACCCAGGAAGGAAAACUGUACUUCCCAGAUGCCCUGUGACCCUCUCUGUGCCCCUGUGAAAAUGGGGGUGGCCUCCCCGUCCCCGAUCUCUGCCCAAGCUUGGAGGAACUAACUAAAGUUGCCUGCCCCCACUUUGUUCGCUUGCUUUUGGGGGGUGGUCAUAUCUCUGUGCUAUCCUGCCCCGGGAGUGAGAAUCUCUGUUAACCCGGAACCAGGAUGGGCCAGAAGCUCAGCAAUAGGCCACAGAGGAACUAAA